Molecule: messenger RNA, 2597 nt
Organism: Paramecium tetraurelia
Lineage: Eukaryota; Ciliophora; Oligohymenophorea; Peniculida; Parameciidae
Exons: 7
Biological process (GO): fatty acid beta-oxidation using acyl-CoA oxidase; lipid homeostasis
Cellular component (GO): peroxisome
Molecular function (GO): fatty acid binding; FAD binding; acyl-CoA oxidase activity
Source: RefSeq, a predicted model, not a curated record
AUGUUUAAUAUUGUAUAUAGACCAUUUUAUGUUGAUGGAUAUGGAGUGACAUAUCCGAUGGAAUCAACAAAUUGCUUUUAUAACAUGAGGUUGGAGAGGAGAUCUUAUGAUUUGUACAUAACUUUGUGUUAUUAUUUGCCGAUUUGGGUAGCAUUUCUAUAUAACUUAAUAAUAAUAACAUUAGUUGUAAGAAGAAUAUUAAAGCAUAUAACAGAUUUUACAAACAAAACAUAAGUUUUUGCAUUGUUUCUUUAUCCAACAAUAUUAUUCAUUUGCUGGGUGAUUGUAAUCUUACUUUAGUUAUCCUGUAGCCUGGCUUAGUUCAACAAUUUAAUCCAUAAUCUAUUUUAUGGUAAUACUUAUCGUAGUUUUUCUGCAACAUACUUGGUCUGCUGGAUGCUCUGUGUUAUUGCUUUACUGAGAUAUUUACGAAGAUAAGGAUCAAUGGCUGCAAAUUAGAAUAUUAGGAAGAUUUAUCUGAAAGUAACUUUGGGACCCAAACUAGCCAACAAUUAACCUAAGUAGUUGAUUCAUAAAAAUUGUGAAUACUAUUUAAUAAAUAAUAAUAAAUUAUUAAGCGUCAUUUCAUUUUUUAAGGAACAAAAAUAUAAGUAAUAUAAUAUUAUUGAAAUGUCAUCAUCUUAAGACUUGGUAAAGUGUUCAUUUAACCCAGACGACAUGGGAUAACUAUUAUAUAAAGAGAAUUAUCAUAAGUGGAUAAAAGUAUAAGAGUUGAUUGCUAAAGAUCCAAUAUUGUAAAAUAAUGUAGCAGAUUAUGGAUAAAGCAGAGAUAAAUUAUUUGAAAUCUAUUGCAAGAAGGCCUAUAAACUACACAAAUUACUUAACUAUAGCGAUGAGAUGAUUCCAGGUAUGGUGAACAGUCAAUUCCCAGAAACUGUGGUGACUGUGUUACAUUAAACCAUGUUUAUACCCACAAUCAAAUAUUUGGGAACUGAAAAGUAAAUAGAGAAAUGGGUUCCUCCUUCCUAAAAUUAUGAGAUUGUGGGAUGCUAUGCUCAAACUGAAUUGGGUCAUGGCUCAGAUGUCUAAAGUUUGGAAACUACUGCUGUUUAUGAUAAAAAUACAGAAGAAUUCAUUCUCAACUCACCAACUAUUUCAUCUACCAAAUGGUGGAUUGGAGACUUGGGAUUGACAGCUACACAUGCUGUGACUCAUGCUUAAUUGUUCAUUAAUGGAAAACAUUAUGGAGUCUAAACAUUUAUUGUCUAAGUCAGAGACACACAUACUCAUCUACCACUCAAAGGAAUUGAAGUUGGAGAUGUAGGACCAAAAUAUGGUUAUAACACUAAAGAUAAUGGUUAUCUCAGAAUGAACAAUGUUAGAAUUCCUAGAGAAUAAAUGCUAAUGAGGUAUUCCAAAGUAAGCAAAGCUGGUGAAUUCAUUAAGGCACAAAAUGAAAAGAUUGGAUAUGCCACCAUGAUGUAAGUAAGAACCUCAAUCAUUCAUAAUACCUAUGUCUCUUUAGCAUAAGGAUUAGCUAUUGGAGUUAAGUAUUCUCAUUUUAGAAGAUAAUUUAAAGAUAAAAAUGGUAUUGAAAGACCUAUUAUUGAUUAUUAAACUCAAUAAGAUAAAUUAAUUCCAUUGAUAGCAGAUUGUUAUGCCUAAGGCUUUGGAUGUUUAAGAAUUAGAGAAAUUUUAACAGAAAAUCUAAAAAGAAUCACUGAAAAGAACGAUUUUUCAUUAAUGGGAGACUUACAUGCACUAUUAUGUUGUUGUAAGGCUGUUUAUACUUGGAAUACUCAUUUUGGCUUAGAUAAAAUUAGACAAUCUUUAGGUGGACAUGGAUUUUUAUAAUCUUCAGGUGUUGUUAGUAUUCAAACAGAAUUUGCUCCAAGUUGCACUUAUGAAGGAGAAAAUACUGUUCUAUUACUAUAAACAGGCAGAUACUUAUUAAAAGCUUGUAAUAAAGCAUAAAAACACUAACCAAUAAAUGAAAAUGUUGAAUAUCUCUAUAAUAUUUAAUAAACUUUAUCAUAAAAAGCUACUUUCACAAGAGCUGAAUAAUUGUUAUGUCCUGAAAUCAUCAGAAAAUUAAUGAGAUUACAUGCAGCCUUUUAUGUCAAUAAAAUGAUGCUUAAAAUGAUGGAAAAAGCUGGUGAACAUGGACCCAAAGAAGCAUGGAACAAACAUGUAGCUUCCAUUGCUCAUACUUAUUAUUGGACAUUUAAAACAUUCUUAGAUACAUUAAUAAAAGUUUAGGAUGAGAACAUUAGAUCAGUCCUAUCCAAUUUAUGUUGCUUGUAUGGUUUACAAAGAAUUAUUGAUUGGCCAAUAGGAUAUUUCGAAGGAGGAUUUUUGAAUGGGGAGUAAUUAGAAAUCAUCUUAAAUGCAAAAGAACAUAUCUUCACUCUUUUAAAACCAGAUUUACUUGGACUUGUUGAAUCAUUUAAAUUCAAUGACAAUGCUUUAAGAUCAGAUUUAGUAGAUGCCAAGCCCUAUGAAAAGUUAUUGCAAAGUGCCAAAUUAAGUUCGGUAAACAAUGAAGAGUACUAAAAUAAAUUAAGAUCAUUAACAAGAUAACUUAGAGAGAUGCCAAAGCUGUGAUUUAUAAAUAAUAAAUUAAUAAAUAAAAAUAA